Messenger RNA from Conger conger (European conger), 3307 nucleotides. It is a transcript of the gene tgm2b, whose product is annotated as transglutaminase 2b. Gene Ontology annotation, biological process: peptide cross-linking. Gene Ontology annotation, molecular function: protein-glutamine gamma-glutamyltransferase activity. The coding region runs from base 126 to 2174 and encodes 682 amino acids. NCBI's taxonomy places the organism in Eukaryota, Metazoa, Chordata, Actinopteri, Anguilliformes, Congridae. The record is from RefSeq and is a predicted model, not a curated record. The transcript has 13 exons.
GGUGACGCCUUAUUGCCCACUCUUAUAAGACCAGGACUUCAGCUCAACUCAGUGUACACAGCGAGACUGAACGCAAGUGAAGACAAAGCAUUACACAGGAGGCACCUAUCGACAUCUCAUCAUAAAUGGCUCAAGCUUUGGACAUUGAAAGAUGGGAUUUGGAGUGUGAGUUUAACAACACAGAUCACCACACUGAUCUAAACGGGGUGGAUCGUCUGGUUGUCCGCAGAGGCCAGCCAUUCACCAUCAGCCUGCACCUUCGUUCCGGUACCUUCCGGCCAGGAGUCAACACCUUUACUCUCAUCGCCGAGACAGGGCCAUGCUCCUCUGAGGGAACAGGCACCAGGGCGGCGUUCGGUCUGAGCGACUCUGUCGACGAGACGCGCUGGAGCGCCGCUACGUCCUGCGUGGACGGACACAUCGUCUCCCUGUCCAUCUGCUCCCCCCCGGACGCCCCCGUCGGUCGCUACUCUCUCACCCUGGACCAGGGCCACAGGGUCAGCCUGGGGGAGUUUGUGGUCCUCUUCAACCCCUGGUGUCCGAGAGAUGUGGUGUAUAUGGACAGUGAAGAGAAGCUGAGGGAGUAUGUGCUAUCUCAAGAUGGGAUUAUCUACAGAGGAACUUACGAAUACCCCAUUGGCACACCAUGGAACUUUGGACAGUUUGAACCUGGUAUCUUGGAUGCGUGUCUGCGGAUUCUGGACAUGAACCCGAAAUACAUGCGGAACCCAGAUGAGGACUGCUCGGGUAGGCGUAACCCUGUGUAUGUGAGCAGGGUGCUGAGCCGAAUGGUGAACUGCAACGACGACAGGGGGGUGCUGUACGGGAGGUGGACAGACGAUUACACAGACGGGGUCAGCCCCAUGUCCUGGAGGGGCAGCGUGGAGAUCCUGCUCAACUGGGACGCCACUUCCUGUAACCCUGUGCGCUACGGCCAGUGCUGGGUGUUCGCUGCAGUGGCCUGCACAGUUUCCAGAGCUCUGGGGAUCCCCUGUCGUGUGAUAACCAACUACCUGUCCGCUCACGACACCAACAGUAACCUGGUGAUCGAGCGCUAUGUGGAUGAGAGGGGACAGCCAGUGCAGAGGUCCAAGGACAUGAUAUGGAACUAUCACUGCUGGGUGGAGAGCUGGAUGACUCGACCUGACCUGCAGCCUGGCUUUGAUGGUUGGCAAGCGAGUGACCCAACACCACAGGAGAAGAGUGAAGGGGUUUUCUGCUGUGGUCCUGUCCCUCUGAAAGCCAUCAAGCAGGGAGAGCUCACCUUCAAGUACGACGCCCCGUUUGUGUUCGCCGAGGUCAAUGCUGACGUGCUCACCUACACCCGCCACAAGGACGGCAAGGUCACCAAGAUCAUCCACUCCACCUCCGUGGGCCGCACAAUCAGCACCAAGAGCGUGGGGACCGACAGGAGAGAGGACAUCACACACCUCUACAAGUACCCCGAGGGCUCCAGCGAGGAAAGAGAAGCCUUCAAAAAAGCCGACCAUCAGAACAAACUGCUGCAGCAGGGCUCCACCUCGGGACUGCGCCUGAAGAUCACCGUCUCCAAGGAGAUGAGGAAAGGCUGCGACUUUGACGUCUUCCUCGUGGUGGCCAACGACAUGCCGGACACCAAGCUGUGCCGCCUCAUGUUCUGCUCGAGGGCCACCUCCUACAACGGCAUCCUGGGAAAGGACUGCGGGUACAAAGACCUGCUCAACCUGCAGGUGGCGCCAGGCGAAGAAAAACAAGUUCCUCUCAGACUCAACUAUUGCAAGUAUGGAGCAAACAUCACAGAGGACAACCUGAUCCGGGUGGUGGCUCUUCUCACUGACUACAGCAACAAGGAUAUGUACCUCGCAGUGAGGACCAUUGUAUUGGACGACCCAGAAAUCAAAAUAAGGGUCCUGGGGGAACCGAAAGUGAACCGGAAGCUGGCAGCGGAGAUCACGAUGCAGAACCCCCUCCCAGACCAGCUGGACAACUGCUGCUUCAGCGUGGAGGGAGCCAACCUCACGGGAGGGAAGACCAUAACCGAGAGGUUGGGGUCUUCAGUGGGACCUGGGCAGGAGGCUAAAGUGAAGGUCUACUUCACCCCCACACGCUCUGGGCUCAGGAAGCUGGUGGUGGAUUUCAACAGCAGCAAGCUCGGUCACGUCAAGGGCUACCGAAACGUUAUCAUCGGAAAGUAGAGUGCAACAUAUAUAACCUUUAUUUGACUAGGAAGUCACAUUGAGAUUAAAACCUCUUUUACAAAUGAGACAUAGCCAAGACAGAGUCAAAUAGCAGCAUAACAAAAUCAUAAUCACAAGACCAUUACAAUAGAGUACUAUCCAUAAGUAUGUUACUUAAAACAAUUACAGCUAACCGUGAGAACAUCCAUUAUUCUUAUAUUAAAAUCGCUUAAUGAAAUAAAAUAAUUGAGUUUGAGCUUAGCCUGCAGCUCGUUCCAGGUCCAAGAACCACUGUAGGACAAGCAUGCUCUUCCAUCACUCUUGGGCUACUUCCUCUUUGGCUUCUGAAUUCAUGAUAACCUUUAUAUAGAAAAGGCUAUGUCCAAUAUUGAUUUAUUCAGAUUUUUCAGCCUAAUGAUGCCUGAUGUACUGCUAUUGACACUUACUGUAUCUGGUCCACUUGUUGAGAGACCGCAGUAAUAGACAUGCACAUUUCACACACAUUUCACAGAUAUCCUAGAAUCAAGGUGCUGCAAUGUGCAAGCUUUCAAUGUACAAAACAACUGUCAAAUUACAUUUGGUCCCCAAAGAAAAAGGGCUGUAAUUCCGACAUGGAUUAUCCAAUGUGGAUGUAAAUACCCUCAUGUUAAAGCUGACGGUCUGCACUUUAAGAUUAUAUUCACUGUUUUAUUUCAAAUCCAUUGUACUGGUGUACAGAGCCUAAAAAAGAUAUUUGCAGACUACACAUGUAUAUGUGGCUAUCAUGCAUUCAGAUACCAAGGAGGUCUAUCAACUUUCUGAACUCACAAAGUACGAUAUUUACACAUUGGAUAUUGGAAUGUAUAUUUACACUUUUUGUUAUUGACUUGGAGGCGACACCUCUUUAGAAACAUUUACGUGCAGGUAUUCAGCAGUCUUCAUUAAUUAUGUGCCUAUACAAUAUGCAUUUUAUGGCCAGACAUGUUUCUUCACGUGAAAGUGCAGUUUUUUGUCCAUGUGCACUUCUUACAUUUCAAAUAUGGAUGAACACCAAUACAAACUAUCUAAAGGUCUAAAGAAACUUUUGCAAAAUUGAAGGUUUUUAUGUACUGUGUACUAUUGAAUUUAUAUUGUUAUACUUACGCUCAAUUAAAGUGCCUUUCAAUAUUAAA